Messenger RNA from Vitis riparia (riverbank grape), 1074 nucleotides. Its product is annotated as ethylene-response factor C3. Gene Ontology annotation, molecular function: DNA-binding transcription factor activity; DNA binding. The record is from RefSeq and is a predicted model, not a curated record. Gene Ontology annotation, biological process: regulation of DNA-templated transcription; ethylene-activated signaling pathway. The coding region runs from base 33 to 866 and encodes 277 amino acids. NCBI's taxonomy places the organism in Eukaryota, Viridiplantae, Streptophyta, Magnoliopsida, Vitales, Vitaceae. The transcript has a single exon.
AAUUUGGGAGGAAGGGUGCUACAGCCAGCAACAUGGCUACUGGAGGUGAUCCUCAUGCUGCAUCAGAAGCAAUGCUAGAGAACGUGUGGGCGAGUUUUAUAGGUGGAGCAGAAUUCAGCGGAGAGACAGAAAAGAAGCCCGAAUUAUCCAAAGCUUGGGAAGGACUGCCCUGCCUUGAUGGGAGAGACGGAUCCAUGGAAAUUCUACAAAGGCUACCAAGCCUAGGAAGAUGGAUAUCAAUGGGCGCCGAGACUUGGGAGGAGCUUCUUGAUAGUACCAUUCCUGAGCGCAACAUAGAACCGUCAUGUAACUAUGAUCUAGAAAGCAGUACUACUAGCUCCUUCUCGGGCACAAAGGUAAAUGCUAUGAAAACAGAGAAGGUGGCAUCCCCACACUAUAGAGGAGUGAGGAGGCGGCCAUGGGGCAAGUAUGCAGCAGAGAUACGAGACUCAACAAGAAAAGGAGCCCGAGUUUGGCUUGGAACCUUUGAAACAGCUGAGGAAGCUGCUUUGGCUUAUGACAAGGCGGCUUUAAGAAUAAGAGGCGCAAAGGCAUAUCUCAACUUCCCACUUGAGACUGUUGCCAGGGCCAGAGGAAUUGCUUGUUCAGGAAAAGGAUUGAGUUAUUCAUCUACUGCUUCUCAAGCGUACGGCUCAGCAUCUCCAAUUCUUGGCUGCAACGAGAGGAUUGCCAAUCCUCGGAAGAGACCAUCAACAAACUGGGAAGAAAACAACGAAGUGAAGAUGGAAAAACCUCCAUCAAAGAAAAUGGCAAGCUUAGAAGAUGUAUACUGGAACGAAUUUGAUGUACUGGAGUUUCCGGACCUUGGGAGCGAUUACUUAGAUAGUUUGCUGUCCUCUAUCUAACAAAGAAACCAUGGAUGGGGACAGCCCAAAUAUGAAAUCGGGUGGUCUGAAUUCAUUUGUAGCUACACAUACAUGAUACAUCUACCAGUAAGAAUUUGCCUUCCAUAGACAAAAUUGGAGGAUGAGUCAGCAGAACAGUGAUUAUUUUAUCAAUAGCAGUGCUUGUAAUUUUUGAAGAAGUUCAACAUCUUGUUUUAAUUUCAGACCA